Messenger RNA from Condylura cristata (star-nosed mole), 4126 nucleotides. RefSeq names its product MYB binding protein (P160) 1a (gene MYBBP1A). Gene Ontology annotation, cellular component: nucleolus. Bases 9 to 4037 code for a protein of 1342 amino acids. Gene Ontology annotation, molecular function: sequence-specific DNA binding; transcription factor binding; RNA binding. The record is from RefSeq and is a predicted model, not a curated record. The transcript is spliced from 26 exons. Lineage: Eukaryota; Metazoa; Chordata; Mammalia; Eulipotyphla; Talpidae. Gene Ontology annotation, biological process: regulation of DNA-templated transcription.
UGUGGAGCAUGGCGGAGAUGGAGAGCCCCGACCCCUCGGAGCCCCUGGCUCCCCGAGCGGAGGCGAAAACCAGCGGCGGGCCUGCCGAUCGCCAUGACCUGCUGAAACACAGCCGCGAGUUCUUGGACUUCUUCUGGGACAUCGCGAAGCCACAGCAAGAGACGCGACUUGAGGCCACGGAGAAGCUGCUGGAGUAUCUGCGCACCAAGCCGGAGGGAUCCGAGAUGAAGUACGCCCUGAAGCGCCUAAUCACUGGGCUGGGGGUCGGGCGAGAAACGGCCCGGCCCUGCUACAGUCUGGCCCUGGCUCAGCUGUUACAGUCUUUUGAAGAUAUCCCCCUAGGCAGCAUCUUGGAGCAGAUACAAGAGAAGUAUGAUGUGCAGAAGGUGAAGAAGGCAAUGAUAAGACCUGCUCUCUUUGCAAACCUGUUUGGGGUGCUAGCACUCUUCCAGUCAGGCAGACUGGUGAAGGACCAGGAGGCGCUGAUGAAAUCAGUGAAGCUGCUGCAAGCCUUGGGCCAGCACUCCAACCACUUGCAGGAGCAACCCCAGAAGGCCCUGGUGGACAUCCUCUCCGAGGCCCCAGAAGCCACGUUGCAGAAGAUCCUGCCCAGUGUCCUUAAGGCCGACUUGGAUUGGGUGCUUGGCUCCCCCGAGCAUCUGGAGCUCUUCCUCUUGGCCCAGCGGAAGGUGCCCGCAAGGCUGGAGAAGCUGAUGGGCCCGGUCAACCUGUUCUCGCCUGAGAACGUCCCCAGACUGGUGAACGUGCUGAAGAUGGCUGCCACCUAUGUGAAGAAGGAGCACAAGUUGCCCGCCUUGGCUCUGGACCUGCUCCGCCUGGCGCUUCAAGAGGACGCGUUCCCUCGGUUCUGGAAGGAAGUGGUGGAGCAAGGGCUACUGAAGAAACAGCAGUGGCCAACCAGCUUCAUGUGCUUCCGCCUGCUGGGCGCCGCCUUGCCCCUGCUGUCCAAGGAGCAGCUGCAGCUGGUGAUGCGGGGAGAUGUGAUCCGACUUUUUGGGGAGCAUAUGGUCACUGGUAAGUUGCCAAACAAGUCCAAGUUCGGUGCCGAGAUGAAUGAGUACGUGAGUGCCUUCCUGCAAGGCUGUCCGGAUGACCCCGAGCGCCAGCUGGCCGCAGUGGUGGCCUUCACGUCCGUCACCAACCAGGGCCUCCCUGUCAUGCCCACCUACUGGCGCGUGGUGCAGUUCCUGAGUGCCCCUGCCCUCAGGGGCUAUGUGGCAUGGCUGCGGGACAUGUUUCUGCAGCCUGAUCUGGACUCCUUGGUGGACUUCAGCACCAACAAUCAGAAGAAGACCCAGGACGCUUCCCUGCACAGGCCCGCGCGAGUGGUGUUCCGGCUCCAGAAGUGGAUUAUCUUUCGCCUGGUCAGCAUCGUGGACAAUUUGCACUCAGAGAAGGAAGAGGCCUUAAUUGAGGAGGUGGCCAGGUUUUGUUUUUUCCACUCGUUCUUCGAAACAAAGAAGCCCGUGUCCCAGAUCCCAGAGACUGAACAUCAGUUCUCCUUCCCUUUGGAGAGCCAGACCCGAGAGGUGGUUAGCAGUGCCUUCUUCAGCCUGCUGCAGACCCUCAGCACACAGUCCAGGCAGACGCCAGACCAGACCCAGGACAGGAGGCCCUGGACCUACCGCCUGGCACAGUUUGCAGACCUGCUGUUGAACCACAGCCGCAACGUGACCGCCCUGACACCCUUCACUAAGCCGCAGCGCGAGGCCUGGGACCGGAUGCUGCAGACGCUUAAGGAACUGGAGGCCCGCUCCUCGGAGGCCAAGGCCAGGGCCACUGCCUUCCAGCACCUCCUACUCCUGGUGGGCAUCCACCUCUUCAAGUCCCCUGAGGAGAGCUGUGACCUCCUCAGCGACAUCCAGACCUGCAUCAAGAAGAGCCUGGGGGAAAACGCCCGCCAGACCCGCUCCAAGGCCACCAACACCCAGGAGCCACCAUGGGUGGAGGUGCUGGUGGAGAUCCUGCUGGCCCUGCUGGCCCAGCCCAGCCACCUGAUACGCCAAGUGGCCCGGACCAUGUUCACCCACAUCUGCUCCCAUCUGACUCUGCGUGGCCUGCAGCUAAUCCUGGAUGUGCUGAACCCCGAGAAGAACCAGGGAGAGGAUGGGGAUGAUAACGUGGUGGUCACAGAUGAUUCCAGGCAACCAAAGGGCAUAGAGGACCUGAGUGAGGACAGCGAGGACGACGAAAAAGCAGAGAGUGAAAAGGAGAGUGACGAGGAGGAGAGUGACGAGGAGGACUUGGAUGGGGACGUGGACGAGGGCUUCCGGGAGCAGCUGAUGGCGGUGCUGCAGUCGGGAAAGGCGCUGGGAGGAGAGGACAGUGAGGCAGAGGAGGAGCUGGACGACGAGGCUAUGAUGGCCCUGGACCAGAGCCUCUCAAGCCUCUUCGCCGAGCAGAAGCUGCGCAUCCAGGCCCGGAAGGACGAGAAGAGCAAGCUGCAGAAGGAGAAGGUGCUCCGGCGGGACUUCCAGAUCCGGGUCCUGGACCUGGUCGAGGUGCUCGUGAACAAGCAGCCGGAGAACCCCUUGGUCCUGGAGCUGCUCGAGCCGCUGCUGGGCAUCAUCCAGCGCAGCAUGCGCACCAGCAGCACGCAGCAGGAGCAGGACCUCCUGCGCAAGACCGCCCGGAUCUUCACGCACAACCUGUGCCGCUCCCGGCAUUACUGCCACGGCGUGAGCAACCAGGAGGUGCUGUACCCCCAGGUGGAGAGGCUGGUGCAGCAGGCCAGCCGCCAGGCUGACUCCUCCAUCUCCCUCUACUACUUCAAUGCCUCGCUCUACUUGCUCCGGGUCUUGAAGGGCAACACCAUCCGCAAGACCCAGAAGAAGGAGAAAGCCGGCACGGACGCCAGCUCCAAGCCCCAGGGCGUGGAGACUGACUGUGGCUUGGAUCUGAGCCUCGUGACCGCCAUCUACUCAUCAGCUCUGAGCUCCUUCCUGACCAAGCGCAACAGCCCGCUCACCGCCCCCAUGUUCCUCAGCCUCUUCGCCCGGCACCCGGUGCUUUGUAAGACCCUGCUCCCUGUCAUAAUCCAGUGUGUGACAGGCUCGGUCCGGCCCCGCCACCAGGCCCAGGCCUGCCUGCUGCUGCAGAAGACCCUGCCCAUGAAGGAGCUAAGACUGUGCUUUGAGGACUCCAAGUGGGAGCAGCUGAUCAGCCAGAUCCUGGCGAAGGUCACUGAGAACCUGCGGGUGCUCGGGAAGGCACAGAGCAAGACGGAGCUUCAGAAGGAGCUGACCUCUCUGGGGCUGCUCAACACUCUCCUCAGGACUGUUAACCAGCAGAAGCUGAGCACGGACCUGACCGGCAUCCUGGGCGUGCUGCAGAGCCAACAGCCUGCCCUGCAGGAGCGGGAGCGCUCCUCGGGCGCCAGCCGCCUCUGCGACCUCUACUGGCAGGCCAUGAAGACCCUGGGAGUCCAGCGCCCCAAGUCAGAGAAGAAAGAUGCCAAGGAAGUCCCCAGUGUGACCCAGAGCCCUGUUAGCAUGAAGCGGAAGAAGAAGGGAUUCUUGCCAGAAACCAAGAAGCGUAAGAAACGAAAGCCAGAGGGUGCUGUGCAAGAGGAAGGUUCCACGCAAGGCGAGGGUGCCAGUCCUGCAGCCACCGCUGGGGACCAGCCCCCCCGCACAGGCAAGAAGAAGAGGAAGAGGAACAAGAUGAAGGCCAAGGCGUCCGGCCAGCCCCAGGUCAACGGAACACCUGCUGCCAAGAGUCCAGCCCCAGGCCCCCACGCCUUGAAUCCCGGCACCCCCGCCAAGACCCCUAAGCCGCAGAAGAAGAAACAGAAGCUAUCCCAGGUGAAUGGGACCCCCUCGGUGUCCGUCACAGAGACUGCUGGCAAAAAGCAGCCUCAGAAGGAUCUGCUACCCCAAAAGGAGGUCUCUGGCAAGUCACCCCUGUCCCCGCUGCCACGGAAAAAGGCCAGGUUGUCUUUGACCAACCGGAGCCCUAGUCUCCUUCAGGGUGGGGCCAAGAAAAAAGUGCAGCUGAAGAAGGGGAAGAAGUCCUGAACUUGGCCCUGCCCCCCGGCCCCUUCCCCGUCAGCCCUAGAGAACCUAUUUUUUCACCAUGAUUUUAAUAAACAAGCUGCUGUCCCUGC